GCGGAGGGACGCCGUGAGCCGCCGCCACAGCCGUCGCCUCGGGCCGCGGAGGGACGUGGUGAGCUGCGGCGCUUCCGCGUCAGCGCCGGCGGGGAAUCUUUGGGAGCGCGUCGGGCCCGAACCCCGGUCCCUUCUCGCGGUCCGCCGAGGCUGCGCCAGGUGGGGCCCGAAGCCGCCUCCCACGCCAGGCUGUCCCCGCGGCCGUCCGGCCUGCCUUCCUUCCGCCCGCCCGUCGGCCCGCCCUAGGAGUUCACCAAGCCGCAAUGAAGAGCUUCUUACAGUGAAAGGAAAGUAGGUCGCGCCCACUGAAAAUGCCUUUAAGGGACAAAUACUGUCAGACUGACCACCAUCAUCACGGAUGCUGUGAACCAGUUUAUGUCCUGGAACCUGGAGAUGCUCCUUUGUUACAGCAACCACUACAGACAUCCAAAUCUGGUAUUCAGCAAAUAAUUGAGUGCUUUCGAUCAGGAACUAAGCAACUUAAGCAUAUUUUAUUAAAAGAUGUGGACACUAUUUUUGAAUGUAAAUUAUGCCGCAGUCUCUUCAGAGGAUUACCAAAUUUAAUUACCCAUAAAAAAUUCUACUGCCCCCCAAGUCUCCAGAUGGAUGACAACCUUCCUGAUGUAAAUGAUAAACAAAGCCAAGCCAUAAAUGAUCUCCUAGAAGCCAUAUAUCCAAGUGUGGACAAGCGAGAAUACAUUAUUAAGCUAGAACCCAUAGAAACUAAUCAGAAUGCAGUGUUUCAAUAUAUUUCAAGGACUGAUAAUCCUACUGAAGUCACAGAGUCAAGCAGUACUCCUGAACACCCUGAAGUUCAAAUACAGGAAACUAACACUGAACAGUCUAAAACAGUUCCAGUUACAGAUACAGAGGUGGAAACUGUAGAGCCCCCUACUGUUGAAAUCGUUGCAGAGGAAGUUGCACCUGCAUCUGAUGAACAACUGCAGGAAUCACAGGCUGACUUGGAAACUUCUGACAAUUCUGAUUUUGGUCACCAGUUGAUAUGCUGUCUUUGUAGAAAAGAAUUCAAUUCCAGACGCGGUGUUCGUCGUCACAUUCGAAAAGUACACAAGAAAAAAAUGGAAGAACUAAAAAAGUACAUUGAAACACGAAAGAAUCCAAACCAGUCCUCUAAAGGACGCAGUAAGAAUGUUCUAGUUCCUUUAAGUAGGAGUUGUCCAGUAUGUUGUAAAUCAUUUGCUACAAAAGCGAAUGUAAGGAGGCAUUUUGAUGAAGUUCAUAGAGGACUAAGGAGGGAUUCAAUUACUCCUGAUAUAGCAACAAAGCCUGGGCAACCUUUGUUCCUGGAUUCUGUUUCUCCUAAAAAAUCUUUUAAGGCUCGAAAACAAAAGUCGUCUUCAAAGGCUGAAUACAAUUUAACUGCAUGCAAAUGCCUCCUUUGCAAGAGGAAAUAUAGUUCACAAAUAAUGCUUAAAAGACAUAUGCAAAUUGUCCACAAGAUAACUCUUUCUGGAACAAACUCUAAAAGAGAAAAAGGCCCCAAUAAUACUGCCAACAGUUCAGAAAUAAAAGUUAAAGUUGAACCAGCAGAUUCUGUAGAAUCUUCACCCCCUUCCAUUAUCCAUUCUCCACAGAAUGAAUUAAAGGGAACAAAUCAUUCAAAUGAAAAAAAGAACGCACCGGCAGCACAGAAAAAUAAAGUUAAACAAGACUCUGAAAGCCCUAAAUCAACUAGUCCGUCUGCUGCAGGUGGCCAGCAAAAAACCAGGAAACCAAAACUUUCAGCUGGCUUUGACUUUAAGCAACUUUACUGUAAACUUUGUAAACGUCAGUUUACUUCCAAACAGAACUUGACUAAACACAUUGAAUUGCACACAGAUGGGAAUAAUAUUUAUGUUAAAUUCUACAAGUGUCCUCUUUGCACUUAUGAAACUCGUCGGAAGCGCGAUGUGAUACGACAUAUAACUGUGGUUCAUAAAAAGUCAUCCCGUUAUCUUGGGAAAAUAACAGCCAGUUUAGAGAUCAGAGCUAUAAAAAAGCCCAUUGAUUUUGUUCUAAAUAAAGUGGCAAAAAGAGGCCCUUCAAGAGACGAAGCAAAACAUAGUGAUUCAAAACAUGAUGGCACUUCUAACUCUCCUAGUAAAAAGUAUGAAGUAGCUGAUGUUGGUAUUGAAGUAAAAGUCACAAAAAACUUUUCUCUUCACAGAUGCAAUAAAUGUGGAAAGGCAUUUGCCAAAAAGACUUAUCUUGAACAUCAUAAGAAAACUCAUAAGGCAAAUGCUUCCAAUUCACCUGAAGGAAACAAAACCAAAGGCCGAAGUACAAGAUCUAAGGCUCUUGUCUGCCUCGGGAAGCCGUCGCCCCGCAGCGCCGCCGCCCUGCGCCCGGCAGCCCCGGGGAGCCGCUGCCCUCCCGCGGGCGCCGUCACCACGCGCCAGGCCGCCGCCAGCUGCCGCGCCAAGCUCCGCGGCGGCGCCGCCCGGGAGCGCCAGCACGCCGCCCGCGGCCUGGGGAAGCCCGCGCCCCCGUGAGCGCCGCCGCCCGGCCGCCGGCGGACACCGCCGCGCCCGGCACAGCCCAGUACCUCAAGCCUCGCCCGUCACGCCUCUCCUCCCCGCCAGACCCGCCACAUCCGCCAGAGCUCUCGAAGUCCACUCGGGCGUCGGCGAUCUCCCUGGGGUCCUCAGCCAUCGCAGACCUGCAGUCCCCGCGCGCUUUACCGAAAUCUGUCCCACGCAGCCCCUCAGGCGGACCGUGUGCCUUAGGGCCGGCGGGUGGGGAGGAAGGCCUCCCUGCUAGUCGCUGCUACUUGCUGAGCAGCACUUCCUCACCCCGUCUGCCACAACCCCGGCUUCUCUGAGAAUCUUGCCACUGGACGAUACCAUCCUCUUUUCCUCCUCCUCGUAAUUUGUCAAGUUCCUUGUGAGCUUCUUUCAUUAUUAGUUCUUCAAAAACUAGCUCCCACUUUCGUCUUCACUUCAAAUCCCAUCAUCAGCAAGCUGGCGACCCGCACUUUCUGGAGUCGUGUGACGCAUAACUGUGGUUAAACUUGAACUCCAACCUCCGGUCCAGUCCUUGUAACUUCCUCCCCAGUGACCAUUUCUUUCCUUCGGAAUCAGCCCUUGCUCCCACGUUCUUGACUGCCAUCCCAGGGCAUCCUCAACUGGGUUUGCGCUGAGGCCGGUGCGUCUCCUGGGCUACUCUUAGUCUGUGACUGAGCACACUCGGGGUAUUAGUGAGACGCCAGGACUCCUCUCAGGAGCAGCUUGGGCAUGGGGACUCCUCAGCAGCCUGGCUGAAACUUUCUUAGACCCGUGCUGCAUGCAGUCUAAGGCUCUUCUUGCCCAAUCCCCUCUUCUUUCCUAGGUGCCAGACUUGAAUUAUGAUAUGAAGACCCCGCCCUGCUCCUGAUUCCUCCCCUUUGUCCUGCACAGAUGUUCCCUCAAUAAAACUCUUCUAAGUUGAACCCUGCCUUGGUGUCUGCUUCUAGGAGGACCUGAGCUAACACAUUAUCAGACAUUCCACUCUGAUGACCAUCUUCCUAUCCUCCUGGAUCCCUUGUUCACUGACAGCUAAUUCAUUAACCUCAUUUUCCCACUUUAUCAGCUUGUGUUUUGGAUUCACUUCCUUUCUUGUCUAGCCUAGAUCCCAUGAUCCCUCACUGUUACUAUCCUCCUUGAAAUACAGUGCCCUCAGUAGUCUUGAGCCUCAAUUUCUUCCAGUUUACUUUCCUGGUAAAAUCCCCACUCCAGAUGAACCUUACCAUCUCCUUGGCCUGACUGGGACAAUUGGACAUUUUCUUUAAGAAAAAUCACACAACACGGUCAGCUAGUUUUACUUUGAAUCCAUUAUCUCAAACCUCAGAUGGGUGCUAUUGUUCCUACUGUAGUCUUAGUUUCCCACUUCUAAAAUGACUAUUUAUACCUUUUCAACUCUCCUCAAAUUUUCUGAUCCUCUCCUCCCUGUUUACUUUACAUUUCCCUUGGAAAAUAGAAGAUGUACAAACUUCAUCUUCCCAGCACAAGACCCUUCCACCCCCAACCCAGCUAGCUCGGCAACCACCAACUUCCUUUUUGUGACUAUGGAGGAAGUUGCAAAGUCCAGCCCCUCCUCUUGUGCUCUGGAUCCCAACCCUUCCUGCCUUUUCAUGGACUUUUCUCCGUAGCUUUUCCCUUUUCUUCUGCAUUAUUAAUCUGUGUCUUGAAUGGAUCAUUCUCAUCAGCCUGCAAACAUGCUCCAGUGUUCUCCAUCUUAACCAAAGCUUCCCUUGUGCACAUCUUUUCCACCUAUUAGCCAUUUCUCAGCUGUCCUUCAUAACCAGACUUCUUUAUGGAGUUAUCCUUAUAGAUUGUCUUCAUUUUCUAAUCUUCUAUUCACUUCUCAAUUCACAAUGUGACUUCCCCACCACCACUACUGAAAGUGCCCAUUUCAAAGUCACCAGGCACUUCCACAUUACCCUAUCCAAAAGGAUACUUUCCUGUCCUCACCUUGACCACUUCCUGCUUCUUUAAAGAUGAUCUCUUCAUAGCCAAGACACUAUUCUGUCCAGGUUUUCUUCCUGCUUAACUGUUCACUCCUAAUGUUAUGCUCUAUCUCCCGCCUAACUUUGAAAAGUUAAGGUUUUUCACCUCCUUUGGGUCCCUCUUUUCUUUCUAUGUGCUUUUCCCAGGAGGAUCUUUUCCAUUUUCAUGGAUUUAAGUACUGGCUUUAUGCUAAUGAGUUACAAAUUUAUGUUUUCCACUUUGACCUUUCCUCUAAGGUUUAGACUCACAUAUCUAAUUGCUUGCUUGAUAUCUUCCUUUGAAUGACUCAGAUCUUUCAAACUUAACAUGGCCAAAAUCGAAUUCCUCAUUCUCACCCCAAACCUGUUUACCACAUCUUCCCUAUUACAGUAAAAAGUACCACUAUACAACCAAUUGCUCAAGCCAGAAACCUAUGUAUCAUCCUAGAUUCCUUUCAUCUCUCCCCUACAUCAGAUAGACUGGCAUAAUAUACCCAUUUGGUCCCCCAAAUAAAUCUUUAAUCUGUCUGCUUCUUUCCAUCUUCAAUGCCAACACUUACUUCUAAUCACUAUUUUUUUCUCACCUGAUUGUUAUGACAGCCAGCCUACCUGUUUUCUCUGCUUCCACUCUUGACCCAUGACCCACUUCAAUACAUUCUUCAUAGAGUUGCAACAGUGACCUUACUCCUAAAUUGAAUUGAGUAAAUUGUUAGAUAAAAUCUAAACCCUUUACUGUGACUCACAGAGUUCUGCACAAUCUGAUUCCUACCUAUCUCUCCAAACCUAUCUAUGCUCCUCUUUUUAUUGCUCACCAUGAUGUAGCCACACUGGUUCCUCCAACAUGCCAAGAUCUGCACCUCAGGGGCUUAGUAAAUGCUGUUAUCUUUGCUUAAGCUUCUCUCCUGGGCUAUCCUCUCCCCAACCACAACCCUUUAGAUAACUUCUUAAAUACAACAUCUUAAAAAAGGCCUGCCCAGGGCAUUGUUUGCAAAUAGUCCUCACCUCUCUCCUCCUAUUUCCUAUCUCACUUUUUUGUUCCUUUGAAUUCCUUAUCUCAAUUUGUAACAUUAUUUAUUUGUUUAUUUACUUUUUAUGUCUGUGUUUCCCAUACUGGAAUGAAUGAAAGAGACUGUGUCUGGAUGUCUAGGUUCUUCCACAUUGUAUUCCUAGCCCCUAGCACAAUACCUAGCACAUAUUAGGUGAACAAUAAAUAUCUGUUAAAGGAAUAAAUGAACACAUUUGCUCAUUUUUCUGUUGGGUGUUCACUUUUUAUUAAUUUGUAAGAACUCUUUAUAUAUUAAAACCACUAACCACUAAUAAUUUGUUUAUUCCAUUUGCUGCAGAUAUUUUGCCCCUUGUCAUAUAUGUGCCAAUUUAAUUCAUGAUGUCUUUGAUAUAUAGAAAUAUUACAUUUUUUAUUUAGAUGAAUCUAUCUUUUCUUUCAUGAUUUCUACUUUUGGUGAUAUGUUUGAAAAAGUCUUCUUCCAGCUCAAUGUUAUAUGAAUAGUUGUCUAUGUUUUUUUUUUUUCUUUUAAUUUUUUUAGAUUUAAAUCUUUACACCAAAUGGAAUUUAUUUUUGAUAUAGAUGUGAUUAAGGCUCUAAAUAUUUAUUUAGUUGUUGCAUCAUCACUUAUCGAAAAAGCCCCUCUUCCACUGUUUUAAAAAUUCCACAU
Kogia breviceps (pygmy sperm whale) is the source of this 6135-nucleotide messenger RNA. It is a transcript of the gene ZNF800, whose product is annotated as zinc finger protein 800. The record is from RefSeq and is a predicted model, not a curated record. Lineage: Eukaryota; Metazoa; Chordata; Mammalia; Artiodactyla; Physeteridae.